Molecule: messenger RNA, 3128 nt
Organism: Contarinia nasturtii (swede midge)
Lineage: Eukaryota; Metazoa; Arthropoda; Insecta; Diptera; Cecidomyiidae
Product: NHL repeat-containing protein 2
Exons: 6
Coding region: 877-3114 (745 amino acids)
Molecular function (GO): protein binding
Source: RefSeq, a predicted model, not a curated record
UGCCUGUAUCGUAUGUAUGGUGCAUAACGGUAAUUUAGAAACGCAAAAAAAUCAUUUCUUUGCAAUCGUUCGUACAACAAUCAUCAGGCUACCGUAGCGUUGUCAAGUGAAAUACUAAAAAUCAGAAUUAGUUGAUUGCUCUCCGAAUCACAACCAAGCGAUUAGUUCAGCGAACAUGAAUUCUCCAGAAAAUCCAUCGAUUUCGAAGAUUUCGGUUGAAACCAAGUGCAUUUGUGAACGUCCACAAACAAAUCUGAUGUGCCUUGAUUGUCAUCGCCGAUUUUUUGGCCGUGUGCAUACAAUGUGUAAACUCCAUCCGUCGUUGAUUUAUCUAUAUGAUCAUCAUGAAUGUCCAUGCGGUGGCCGGUUAAUUGAGAUUAUGGAAAAACGAAGUCUUUCACGAAAGCGGCACCGUUAAUCAUCAUUACCCAAUCGAUGUAUCGUACAUUUUCAAAUAACAACAACAAUAAAUGAACUUUUACCGAGACAUCGAUGGUCAUACACAAAUAUUGUGUACAAAAACAAUAAAAACCCAAAUCCAAAUUCCAUAUAAAAGCAAAGCGUUCACUCAGAGAGUGUAACCACGUACAGUCAUAUGCAUAGCAAUAUAUCUGUUAAACAAAUGUUAAGAGAAUGUGAACGCGUUCACAAAUAUACUUUAACAUGUAAACUGUCAAAACGUAUAAAAUAUAUGAAAUUUAAGUGAAACAUACAUAGCAAUUGGUGUUUGUUUUCAAUAUUUUUUAUUUUGUUUUUUCUUUUGAAUGGUGCAAUUGAAAGAAAAGUGUAGUUUUUUCUGCAUUUCUGGUCCCAUUAAAUUGAAUUAAUUUUGUUUCGUCUUGUAUUGUUGUAUUAAAGCAGUUUUGAAUAAUCGUCAUGGAUCUUAAUGAGUCGGAAUAUGAUAUGCUUGAUCUUUUGGCCUACAAUUGCAAUCAACUCAAUUUACAACUGAGAGAAUCAAAGCAUGUUGAUGAGCAAGAGAAAAUAUUCGAGGCGUAUCUUAAGAAAAUCGAUAGAGAAUUUGAUCCGAUCGACGAAAUAGCUGAAGGUCUUGAUUGGUUCAAUGUAACCGAACCGCUUGUACUGAAACGUGAUCUAAAGGGAAAAAUCGUUGUAUUGGAUUUUUUUACGUAUUGCUGCAUAAAUUGUAUGCACAUUUUACCUGAUUUGAAGAAACUCGAAGAACGUUAUACGAUCGAAGAUGGAUUGGUUGUGAUUGGUGUGCAUAGCGCCAAAUUUGAUAAUGAAAAAGAUUCGGCCAAUAUUUUAUCGGCCAUUCAGCGUUAUAAUAUCACUCAUCCGGUUGUAAAUGAUUCGGUGUCAUCGCUUUGGAUGAAUUUGAAUAUAAAAUGUUGGCCAACAUUAUUGGUGCUGGGUCCACGUGGAAAUCCGAUAUUUGUUUUAAUGGGGGAAGGACAUGGUCAACGACUUGAUAAAUAUAUUAAAUCGGCGCUUAAAUUUUACGAAACAAAAGGCUCAAUAAAAAAACACAGAAUUGCACUUAAUCCAGCUUCGGAAUUGUUAAAAGCAUCAAUGCUCAAAUUUCCUGGUAAAAUAGCGACGCGACAUUUAAGGAAUGCAAAAUGUGAUGAUGAAUCGUCAAGUAGAAAAUUGAUUGGAUCUGAAUUGUAUGCUGUUUCGGAUUCGGGUAAUAAUCGAAUCUUGGUUUUUCAAGCAAAUGGCCAAAUUGCCGAAAUGAUUGGUGGAAAAGAGCCGGGUUUUGCUGACGGCAACUUCAAGGAAGCACGUUUCAAUUCACCGCAAGGCGUUUCAUUUUAUGGUAAUGACAUCAUUUAUGUGGCGGAUACGGAAAAUCAUGCCAUCCGUGAAAUUAAUUUAACAACAAAAACGGUGGAUACAAUUGCCGGUCACGGUAAACAAGGUGUUGACCAAGCUGGAGGUUUGAUUGGUACAUCACAAGAGAUUUCAUCGCCUUGGGAUGUUGUUACCUAUCGUACACGUGACAUGGAUAUGUCAUUUCAUGCCGAUGGCGAAGCGAUACCAGAGCGUGAUAUCAUUUUAAUUGCCAUGGCUGGAACACAUCAAAUUUGGGCUAUAUUCAAAGAUGAAACGAUUUGGUGGAAAUUUAAAAAGUUUUCAGAAGGUUCUGUUGCAGCUAUUGCGGGAAAUGGACACGAAGAAAAUCGAAAUAACUCAUAUCCACAGAAUUCAGCAUUCGCACAACCGUCUGGCCUGGCGCUGGCGCCAAAAACAAAGGAACUAUUCAUUGCCGACAGUGAAAGCUCUUCCAUUCGUAAACUAUCAUUGGCUGAUGGAAAAGUGCUGGCUGUAGCCGGUGGCGAUCGAAAUCCUUUGAAUUUGUUUGCCUUUGGUGACGUCGAUGCAACUGGAAUGAAUGCAAAGUUCCAACAUCCGCUCGGCGUUGCAUAUGAUGGAAAGGAGCAUGUUGUCUAUGUUACAGAUACAUAUAAUCAUAAAAUAAAAUCGAUUGAUUUGACAACAAACAAGGUAUCGACGUGUAAAUUUAAAGAUGCCAAAGGCAAUGUUGUACAAUUUAAGGAGCCAGCCGGUUUGUGUUUGUCACCAUGCGGUAGCCGUCUUUACAUUUGCAAUACAAAUAAUCACUCCAUAGACGUUGUAAAUUUGAAUACCUCAACAUUAGAGCCAUUGAAUUUAUUUAUUGACAAAGUUAAUGCGGCCAAUCAAUUAUCUACUCUAACGACAUCCAAAAUACUCGUUCAUACGUCUGGUGCGAGCAUUUCAUUGGAAUUUUUACUAACGACAAAAUCGGGUGUGAAAUUUACUGACGCUCCACAAAAAUGGCACCUAGACACAUUGAAUGUUCGAUGGGAAUCAAAAUCGACCACUUCCGGCACUGUUCAACUGAAAUCAAAUGACUCCGAUGAGAAAAACAAUAAUAUUGGGGUGGCUACCGUUAAUUUAAUUGCACCAAAAUCAGUCGAAGGAAACGCUGUUGGAAAUGAAUCCGUAAUAAUAAUAUUUAAAAUGAGCUUAUGUGCCGACCAGAAAGGCAUUUGUUUUCCGAAAAAUUUUAAGAUUUCCGUACCGAUCGAGUACAGUGUGGAUGGAACCACGGAAAUUAAUAAAAAGACAAAAGUUACCAUCGAUGAGCAAAACAUUGAAUUGGCAUAAAUUUAUGAAAUAUA